AUGUCGGUGGGAACGUCUGUGCUGGGCUCCCUGCAGAUUGGCUACCACACCGGCAACGUGAACGCUCCAGCCAAGAUAAUUGAGCAGUUCUUCAACAACACCUGGAGAUCGAGACAUAACCAGUCAAUGCCAGACCAAAGCUUGACUUUUCUUUGGUCUCUCUCUGUCAGCAUCAAGGACUUUGGAGCCCUCCUGGGGUCCCUCGGAGUCAAAUACUUGGCGGACUCCUAUGGCAGACGGAACUCCAUCCUCAUUGUGAAUGCCCUGUCUGUGGCGGGAGCGAGUUUGAUGUUCCUCUCCAAGGCCAGCGAAUCUUUCGAAGUUCUCAUCAUGGGACGCCUGGUGUUUGGGUUGUUCUGUGGCUUGGUCAUGAGCCUCAACCCCCUCUACAUACAGGAAGUGUCCCCAACAAACCUGAGGGGGGCGUUUGCUACCCUCAACCAAGUGUCGUUUGCUUCAGGCAUCUUCAUUGGAAUGGUGGUGGGCCUGGAGACAGUUCUGGGUACAGAGCAGUACUGGGCCUUGAUGCUUUCCCUGUCUCUCAUCCCAGCCCUCCUGCAGUAUCUAGUCCUGCCUCUCUGCCCAGAGAGCCCUCGCUACUUGCUCAUCAACCAGGGCAAGGAGAGCCAAGCAGAAGCUGCCCUACUAAGACUGAGAGGCAGCCUAGACAAGGUGUACACUGAGCUGGAGGAGAUGAAGGACGAGGCAGCACACACCCAGACCGGGGUCACCAUCCACGAGUUCUUCAGGAAGCGCAGCUACAGACAACCAAUCAUCAUCGUGCUCUUUGUCAACCUGGGCAGCCAGCUGUCUGGAUUCAAUGCGAUCAUCAAUUAUUCCACCAAGAUGUUCCAGGCCAGGUUUGACGAGGCCAAAUUUCUGACUCUGGGUGUCGGUGCGGUCAAUGUGAUCUUCACUUUGGUGGCAUUCUUCCUGAUGGAAAGAGCAGGGAGGAGGCGACUGCUUCUGACUGGCUUCAUAUCCAUAGCAGUGUGCAACCUACUGAUGACUAUUGUCGACUCUGUUCUGCACCUGGUUCCAGACCUGCGCAGCCUCCAGGUCCUGGUGGUUUUCUGCCUGAUUUCCAUGUAUGAACUGGGCCCCGGGCCCAUCUCCUGGUUCAUCGCCGCUGAGCUGUUUGACCAGCCCAGCAGACCCAUCGCCAUGGCCUUCACCAGCAUGCUGAACUGGGGGGGGAAGUUCUUUUUGGCUCUCCUUUUUCCUCCGCUACUGAAGGCGUGCAGUGCGUACGUCUACCUCCUCUUCAUGGCCGUGGCUCUUGCUGCGUUCACCUUUACCUGGAUACGCCUACCCGAGACCAAGGGGCGCACCUUCGACGACAUAGCGGAAGAGUUUAGGGGAGCAGAGGGAAUCCCCUUGCACGAUAAGCCUCGCUUCAACACCUUCUCUUGACGGGCCCGUCCCCUUUGACCCUGCUCAUGCCUCCCCUGGUAGCGUAUCGAACGGACGGGACAUUCUGCACCACAUCAGGGCACUGACGGGUUGAAUCCCUCCCUCGGGGGAAAAUUCAGACAGUAUAUGACUGUGUGUCGUGGUAGCGGUCUACUUUUGGUUUAUGAAUGAUGGCGUUCUGGAGAACAGGUUUCCUUCGUGUUGAC
Messenger RNA from Lampris incognitus (smalleye Pacific opah), 1619 nucleotides. It is a transcript of the gene slc2a1c, whose product is annotated as solute carrier family 2, facilitated glucose transporter member 1. Gene Ontology annotation, molecular function: hexose transmembrane transporter activity. Gene Ontology annotation, biological process: monosaccharide transmembrane transport. The transcript is spliced from 10 exons. The record is from RefSeq and is a predicted model, not a curated record. Gene Ontology annotation, cellular component: membrane. The coding region runs from base 1 to 1413 and encodes 470 amino acids. NCBI's taxonomy places the organism in Eukaryota, Metazoa, Chordata, Actinopteri, Lampriformes, Lampridae.